GCGUUCAGAUGAGUGGCCGCCUGAGUGCUACGCUGGAGCUGGGGCGGAGAGGCAGGACACAGGUUCUCGGCCGCCCCUCGAAGCUCUCGCGACGCCGACCUCCGUGCCAGAAUGGCUCGGGGCGAGCGGCGGCGCCGCGGCGCGCCGGUAGAUGGAGCGCGGGGAGCGGAGGGGGCGGCUCGGGGCGGCCCCGCGCGACGGGAAAGCCGCGGCGGCGUGGCCCGGGGCACGGUCGCGGCAGCAGUUUUGGUCAUCGUGGUGCUGCCUCUGGCCCUGACCCUGUCGGGAAGCUGGCUGCUGGCGUGGCACCGUGCGCGGCGGGCGGUCACGCUGCACUCCGCGCCCCCGGCGCUGCCUCCCGACUCUUCUAGCCCCGCCGUGACCCCCGACCUCUUCUGGGGCACCUACCGCCCUCACGUCUACUUCGGCAUGAAGACCCGCAGCCCGCAGCCCCUCCUCACCGGACUGAUGUGGGCACAGCAUGGCACCACCCCUAAGCUCAGGCACACGUGUGAGCAGGGGGACGGCGUGGGUCCCUAUGGCUGGGAGUUCCACGACGGCCUCUCCUUCGGGCGGCAACACAUCCAGGAUGGGGCCUUAAGGCUCACCACUGAAUUCGUCAAGAGACCCGGGGGUCAGCACGGAGGGGACUGGAGCUGGAGAGUGACUGUAGAGCCUCAGGCCUCAGGUACCUCUGCCCUCCCUUUGGUGUCCCUGUUCUUCUAUGUGGUGACAGAUGGCAAGGAAGUCUUAGUGCCAGAGGUUGGAGCUAAGGGCCAGUUGAAGUUCAUCAGUGGGCACUCCAGUGAACUUGGUGACUUCCGUUUUACACUUCUGGCACCAACCAGUCCAGGGAAUACUACUCCCAAGUAUGGCAGCUACAAUGUCUUCUGGUCCUCCAACCCAGGACUUCCCUUGCUGACAGAGACGGUGAAGAGUCGCCUAAAUAGCUGGUUUCAGCAUCGGCCCCCAGGGGCUUCCCCUGAACGCUACCUUGGCUUGCCAGGAUCUCUGAAGUGGGAGGACAGAGGCCCGAAUGGGCAAGGACAGGGACAAGGGCAGUUCCUGAUACAACAGGACACAGAGUUGCAGAGAAAGCUGGACCACGAGAUCCGGAUGAGGGAAGGGGCCUGCAAGCUGCUGGCAGCCUGUUCCCAGCGUGAGCAGACUCUGGAGGCCACCAAGAGCCUGCUGGUGUGCAACAGCCGCAUCCUCAGCUACAUGGGCGAGCUGCAGCGGCGCAAGGAGGCGCAGGUGCUGGGGAAGACCGGCCGGCGGCCUUCUGACGGCGGGCUGCUGGCUGAGCGCUCCCCCUGCCGAGGCCGCGUCUGCAUCUCUGACCUCCGGAUUCCACUCAUGUGGAAGGACACAGAGUAUUUCAAGAACAAAGGCGAUCUGCACCGCUGGGCUGUGUUCAUGCUGUUGCAGCUCGGGGAGGACAUUCAGGACACAGAGAUGAUCCUAGUGGACAGGACCCUCACGGACAUCUCCUUUCAGAACCAUCUGCUCUUCACCGAGGCAGGGCCAGACUUCAAGCUGCGGCUGGAGCUGUAUGGGGCCUGCAUGGAAGAGGAGGGGGCCCUGGCUGGUGCCCCCAAGAGGCUUGCCACCAAACUCAGCAGCUCCCUGGGUCGCUCCUCUGGGAGGCGUGUCAGGGCAUCGCUGGAGAGUACUGGGGGUUCGGGGAGCAGUCCUGUCCUGCUCCCCACCCCGGCUGUGAGUGGUCCUCGUUACCACCUCCUGGCUCACACCACGCUCACCCUGGCAGCAGUGCAAGAUGGGUUCCGCACACAUGACCUCACUCUCGCCAGCCAUGAGGAGCACCCUGCCUGGCUGCCCCUGUAUGGCAGCGUGUGUUGCCGCCUGGUGGCUCAGCCUCUCUGCAUGACGCAGCCGACUGCAAGCGGCUCCCUCAGGGUGCAGCAAGCUGGGGAGCGGCAGGACUGGGCACGAGUGCACGGAGUCCUGAAAGGCACGGACCUCUUCUGUUACCGGCAACCUGAGGAUGCAGACACUGGGAAAGAGCCGCUGUUUACUAUUGCGAUCAACAAGGAUACUCGAGUCCAGGCAGGGGAACUGGACCAGACCACAGGCCGGCCCUUCACUCUGAGCAUCAGUAACCAAUAUGGGGAGGACAAGGUGACACACACCCUUCAGACAGAGAGUCGGGGAGCCCUGCAGAGCUGGAUGGAGGCCCUGUGGCAGCUUUUCUUCGACAUGAGCCAGUGGAAGCAGUGCUGUGAUGAAAUCAUGAAAAUUGAAACCCCGGCUCCCCGGAAACCACCCCAAGCACUGGCCAAGCAGAGGUCCUUGUACCAUGAGAUGGCUAUUGAGCCUCUGGAUGACAUCGCAGCAGUGACAGAUAUCCUGGCCCAGCGGGAGGGCGUGAGGCUGGAGACGACCCCACCCUGGCUAGCCAUGUUUGCAGACCAGCCUGCCCUGCCUCGCCCCUGCUCGCCUGCCUCAGUGACCCCAGCUCGGACCCACCCCCUGCCCUGGGGGCGCCCCAGAACAUUCUCCCUGGACGCUGUGCCUCCAGACCACCCCUCCGAGGCUCCCCGCUUGGUUGCCCCUCUCCCCCCACACCGAUCCCCACGUUCUAGAAGCCUCUGCCGCAAAGGCUCGCCCCGCACUUGGCUCCAGUCACCAGUGUGAGGAAGGUGCUGGCAGCAGGAUCCGGCCAGGAGAGGAGAGGACCUGUGCGCCUGGGCUCUGGAGACGGUGCUGUCUGCAGCAGGUUGGCCAGUGGCCUCCCUUCCUCAGCUGGACUGGGGGUAGGUGGGGGGAUGGGGAGCCGAAGCCCCUCUUAAGCUAUGGUUGUCAUGGUGCUGAGGGACUCAUUCCCAGGGCUGGCUGGGGCCCCCCUGAACCCUUCCUGGGAGAAAACUGGAACCAACCCUGCCCUACCUCCUGCACUAACCAGCUUUGAGGAUGGCACUGGAGAGCGCCGGGAGGGAACACACCUUCCUUGUGACUCCUUCAUCAACCAUUAAAGUUAUUUAACAGCA
Messenger RNA from Myotis myotis, 3008 nucleotides. RefSeq names its product rhotekin (gene RTKN). The record is from RefSeq and is a predicted model, not a curated record. The transcript is spliced from 15 exons. Bases 112 to 2655 code for a protein of 847 amino acids. Lineage: Eukaryota; Metazoa; Chordata; Mammalia; Chiroptera; Vespertilionidae. Gene Ontology annotation, cellular component: actomyosin contractile ring. Gene Ontology annotation, biological process: septin ring organization; mitotic cytokinesis; actomyosin contractile ring assembly.